UUGCGCGACGACAACGGGUUCCUGCGCUCCGAUGAUAUACGGCUGGCGUUGGCGGCACUGGUAGUCCAGCGGAUACGCGCGCACAUCGCCGAUAAGACACAGUUCCGGUGCUCUGCGGGCAUCAGUCACAACAAAAUGCUGGCCAAACUGGCGUGCGGUCUGAAUAAGCCCAACGCCCAGACCCUACUGCCCCGGGCGGGUGUCGGGCAGCUGUUCCCGCGCAUCGACAUCAGUAAAGUGCGUUCAUUGGGCGGAAAGUUUGGCCAAAAUCUGAAGCAGGCGUUCGGCGCGAACACGAUGUACGACCUCAAGUGCCUGGAGUACCAACAGUUGGCCGCACAGUACGACCAAAAGACGGCCAAAUGGCUGACAGACGUGGCUAAUGGUUACGAUGACGAGCCGGUCAGCAAUAGACAACUGUCCAAAUCGAUCGGUUGCGGCAAAAACUUUCCCGGCAAAAAGGCGUUGACAUCCGCGGACGACAUCCGCCAUUGGGUACGACAGCUGUGCGAAGAACUGGUCGAACGGAUCACUCGCGACAAAGAGGUGAACAAAAGGGCGCCGAAGUUAAUGACAGUGAGCUUCAAGAUGGCCGAUAAGGACCACAACUCGCGGUCACUGCCGGUGGACCAGUGGCUAGAGGCGGGCCAGUUGGCGGAGCUGGUGAUGCGACAGGUGUUCCUGAAAAUGGCGAAACUGGAGCCCAUUGUGAACCUGGCGAUCGCUGCGUCCAAGUUCGUGGACGAGUGCGACGAGCCCUCACAUAACACCCAUAAACUGGACAACUAUUUCGCGAGAGUCACCAAAAGUCACGCCUUUGAGUGUAAUAACGAGUUCAUUGCCAAGAGGUUUAAGAGUUUGCCGACAAAUACGAAGACUUUGAACGACUUCUGGAGUGCGAGUAAUGUUAGUAACGAUUGUAACGAUAGGAGUGUUGAUAGCGAUUUGGCUGCGAGUAAGCCGUCGACGAGCUCUAGGGUUGACGAUAAUAAUGGCAGCGAUGUCGAGAUAAUUGAGACAAAUGUGGUGCCAAUGGAUGUGUCAAACAAUGGGACAAAUAUCGCCGCAAAUAAUGCAUCAAAUAAUACAUUAAACAAGAUUUCAAUCAAAUCAUUAAUUAAUACAUCAAAUAACGCAUCAAAUAAAGCAUCAAAUAAGGCGUCAAACAAGUCAUCAAAUAAGAUGUCAAAUACGAGUGACAUUAGAAAUAAAAAGACAACGAGUGGUGAGAAAGUGGUGACAAUACAAGAGCUGUUCCACCGAAAGGAGUUCGUGAGGAGAGGCUUCUUCUUCCGAAAGAUGAUCCAAUUGAAGGCCGAGCAGAGGGAACGGGAGGAGAGGGAGAGCCUGGAGAGGAGGGCCAAGAAGUUGGCGCAAAGGGAAAGGCGUGAGAGGAUCGAGAAAAGUGGCAAAACUAAGAUUACCGGUUAUUUUAAGCCUAAAACAGGGGCUAAGAAUUGAAUUGUAUGUGGAUUUGCGUGAAUCCGGAUAAUGUUUAUAUCGUUUUUAAUGUUAAUUAUUUAUAUACAGUAUUUUAUAUUUUAAACACAG
Oppiella nova is the source of this 1551-nucleotide messenger RNA. Lineage: Eukaryota; Metazoa; Arthropoda; Arachnida; Sarcoptiformes; Oppiidae. The record is from the annotation of a GenBank genome assembly.